Messenger RNA from Apus apus (common swift), 1074 nucleotides. Its product is annotated as uricase-like. Gene Ontology annotation, cellular component: peroxisome. Gene Ontology annotation, biological process: urate catabolic process; purine nucleobase catabolic process. Lineage: Eukaryota; Metazoa; Chordata; Aves; Apodiformes; Apodidae. The transcript has 8 exons. The record is from RefSeq and is a predicted model, not a curated record. Gene Ontology annotation, molecular function: urate oxidase activity. The coding region runs from base 1 to 1026 and encodes 341 amino acids.
AUGAAUGCACUGGGACACUGGCUUCAGAAAGAGAUUGUGGAGGGAAGACUCAGUAAGUGUCAUGUAUUUUCUCUGCAGAUCAAGGAUGUUGAAGUCCUCAACUGCGAAUAUGGCAAGAACUCAAUUAAGUUCCUUCGCCUUCACAAAGAAGGGAAGAAACACUUUGUGAAAGAAGUGGAAGUGUGCACGCAUCUCCGGCUGACUUCUGCUCAGGAGUACCUGGACGGAAACAACUCUCUUGUUAUACCUACUGACACCAUAAAGAAUAUUGUCCUUGUUUUGGCCAAAAAGAAUGGGAUUACAACUUUAGAACAAUUUGCUAUAGAUAUCUGCAAACACUUCAUGACAACAUUUUGCCAAGUGGCCUACGUCAAAACCUACAUUCAAGAAGUACCAUGGCAACGUCUGCAGGAGAAUGGCAUUCCCCACAUCCACUCCUUUAUAUGCGUUCCUGAUGGGAUCCGCUUUUGUGAAGCUGAGCAGUGUCGACAUGGUCCUCUGGUUGUUUUUGCUGGAAUUAAAGACCUGAAACUCAUGAAGACAACACAGUCUGGAUUUGAAGGCUUCUUUAAGAAUGAACACACCACGCUUCCUGAAAGGCACGACAGAAUUUUAUGUGGAGAGCUCUUCUGCAAAUGGUCCUAUGGCGAAUGCAGAGAUUUUGACUUUGAUUGCAUAUGGAACAAAAUCCGUGAGUGUAUCCUUGAAGCCUUUUCUGGGCCACCCGACUGUGGGGAAUAUUCACUCUCUUACCAGAAGACUGUCAACUCUAUCCAGAUGUCCGUCCUUUCCAAAGUGUCACAGGUACAGGUCAUAGAAACGGUCUUGAACAACACUUUUUAUAAUGUUGUAGACAUGAAGAAUCUAGGCUUGACCAAUGACAAAGAAGUUCUGGUUCCAGUGGAAACUCCCUACGGCUCCUGUACUUGCACACUCGGCAGGAAGAAGUUCUUAGAAGCACAAAGCUACAUGCUAAAAGAUGAGAGGCAAAGUCAGUUUGGACUGGCAGUUUCCCAGGCAAACUAAACCUCUUGGCUACACUCACACUACCCUGAUAAACUUAACAGUAUGGCU